Trichosurus vulpecula (common brushtail) is the source of this 3247-nucleotide messenger RNA. It is a transcript of the gene PYGO2, whose product is annotated as pygopus family PHD finger 2. The coding region runs from base 197 to 1417 and encodes 406 amino acids. The transcript has 3 exons. The record is from RefSeq and is a predicted model, not a curated record. NCBI's taxonomy places the organism in Eukaryota, Metazoa, Chordata, Mammalia, Diprotodontia, Phalangeridae. Gene Ontology annotation, biological process: spermatid nucleus differentiation; kidney development.
UUGAGUCGGGAGGGAGCUCCCCAUCCGCUCUGGGGCCCGCUCCCUCCUCCGUGUUGCCCAGGAUGGUACCGCCCAGGGGCCUGCGCUGGCCCUGAUCCCCCCCUCUGGGAGAUGGUGCAGGCCGGGGGCUCCUUGCCCCACCGCCGCCGCCCCGGCGGCCGCCGCCGCCGCCGCCUCUGACCCGCGCCCCCGCCCCAUGGCCGCCGCGGCGCCGCCCCCCCCUGACAAGCUGGAGGGAGGAGGCGGCCCCGCCGCGCCGCCAGCGCCGCCCAGCACCGGGAGAAAGCAGGGCAAAGCCGGUCUGCAAAUGAAGAGCCCGGAAAAGAAACGGCGCAAGUCAAAUACUCAGGGCCCUGCAUACUCACACCUGACGGAGUUUGCACCACCCCCGACCCCCAUGGUGGAUCACCUGGUGGCAUCCAACCCAUUUGAGGAUGACUUUGGGGCCCCCAAGGUUGGGGGGGCAGCUCCUCCAUUCCUUGGCAGCCCUGUGCCCUUUGGUGGAUUCCGUGUGCAAGGGGGCAUGGCUGGCCAGGUGCCCCCAGGCUAUGGUGGUGGAGGUGGAGGCGGGCCUCAACCACUUCGAAGACAGCCUCCUCCUUUCCCCCCCAAUCCAAUGGGUCCUGCCUUCAACAUGCCCCCUCAGGGCCCUGGGUACCCACCCCCGGGUAACAUGAACUUCCCCAGCCAGCCCUUUAACCAGCCCUUGGGCCAGAACUUUAGCCCUCCUGGGGGACAAAUGAUGCCAGGCCCUGUGGGGGGGUUUGGACCCAUGAUUUCACCUACUAUGGGGCAGCCACCCAGAGGGGAGCUGGGCCCUCCUUCUCUUCCCCAACGAUUUGCCCAGCCAGGUGCUCCCUUUGGGCCCUCACCCCUUCAGCGGCCUGGUCAAGGGCUCCCGAGUCUGCCUCCCAACACGAGCCCCUUCCCUGGUCCUGAUCCUGGCUUCCCUGGUCCUGGAGGAGAGGAUGGAGGGAAGCCCCUAAACCCUCCUGCAGCAACUGCCUUCCCACAGGAGCCUCAUUCGGGCUCGCCUGCUGCUGCUGUCAAUGGCAACCAGCCCAGUUUUCCCCAGAACAGUGGUGGUCGGGGUGGGGGCACCCCAGAUGCCAAUAGCUUGGCACCUUCAAAUAAGACAGGCGGGGCAUCGGGGCACCAGCCCCCUCCAGGCUUGGUGUACCCAUGUGGGGCAUGCCGAAGUGAAGUGAAUGAUGACCAGGAUGCCAUUUUGUGUGAGGCAUCAUGUCAGAAGUGGUUCCAUCGGGAGUGUACUGGCAUGACAGAGAAUGCCUAUGGGCUGUUGACCACCGAAGCUUCAGCUGUCUGGGCCUGUGAUUUCUGCCUCAAGACCAAGGAGAUCCAGUCAGUCUACAUCCGAGAGGGCAUGGGGCAACUAGUGGCUGCCAAUGAUGGGUGAAUUUGGCACAUUUGGUGUGGGACCAAGCAAUCUCCUUGAGGACCAUGGACCUUUCUCCUCUUGUGGCUCUUGGUCUCAGCUCCCCACUCAGGCUGGGAGGAGGCAUAGUGACUCCUGGGGGUAGGAGAAGGGAUUUACUGCGCAAGAGAAUGCUUAGAUCUCUCUCCUUGGAACCUGCCCAUGAAGGGCUAAGAAAGAAUCUCUUGGGAGGCCAGAGCCCCAGUGAGCAGUGCCAUUCUCUGAUUGUCCAGGGUAUCUUAAAGAGGAAAGGAUAGAGGGGUAGGAUAUGAGUGGACAUUAUUGGUGAGGGGCUGCAUUUCUUUGCUGGUGCCAGAUGCCUUCUAGUAUCUGUGCCUAACACUCCUACCCAGCCUCACUCUGAGGGAUAAACUCCUGAAUGUUUUUCCCCCUCUGGCCAGAGAUAAUUGUCAGGGUUUCCUCCCAUUCCUUCAGUGGCCUACCAUGGGGUUUUAGCCCAGUGCAGAAGACAGUAUUAGAUGAUGAGUGGAACCAGUUGGUAGGGAUCAUCCAUUAUUUCUAACGAUCCCCUUUCCGCUGGCCUCCCUCCUCUGGAACCAAAAGGCUUUGAGGAAGCUAGAUGAAGGUCUAAACCAUAACAUUCCUGGAGAUUUUGAUGGCAGCAGGAUCAGAAUGGUUGAGAGAUGAUGUUCUUGAGACAGUCCCCUCCUCGUACCAAAGUCACAGGUCCCUCUCCAGCUUCAGUCUAUUCAUCUCCUGGUCCAUGUCAUGCUUCCUAACCCCCGAGACUUUGUACAUCUCACACAUUAUCCAAAACCACUUUUUUCAAAUCUGCCCUUUGGCCUAUAGCUCCUGUGUGUUUGCUAUGCUGAGAGCCCAAGAAAAGAACAGAAACCCCAACAAUUUUCUCAGUCAUUUAUUUCAGGUGUUCUUAUAGGAUAAAAGUGAAGGUUUCACCUUACCAAUUUGAAUGGGGCAGGGUUACUCCCAAUCCUGGGAUCCUCAUGGGGGAGCGGGAAGGAAAGAAUUCAGUAUUUUCAUACUUCUCAAUCCCCAGCCCCUCAGCAUCUCCCAAGGCUUAAUAAUAAUCUGAUUCUCAUCAGCCUCUUACAGUGUAUUUUCUCUAUUGAUGAAGCCAUUUGGCUGAUGUAGAUGACAGCCCAGCACAGAGCCUUUCUGAUUAGCCCACUCUGGUGUGUGAGUACUCCAACUGCCCUCUCUCCACCCCAAUGAAACUCUCAGCUUGCAUGUCAGCUCCCCAUCAGUGACUGGGGGUGAGGUUUAGUCAUCUGGAAGGAAUUAGCAGCCUCUAGCUGUAGGUGAGUUCAGUCCUUUAAUUGAGGGAAUAAUAGAAAAGGGCCAAGAUACUUGUCUCCCCUCUGUUCCUUAACCAGAUGCCCUGGUCCUUUCUUCACCCUAGCAGCUUUCCCCAGUUACAGAGCACUUGGGUAAGAGAACUCCAAGGCAAGGGGACUGGGCAUCUAAGUUUCUUGUCUGUUCUGCUAAUAUCCGGAGCUCUUAACUCCUGAAGAGAGUGGACCUGUGUUACCAUCCCUCUUCCCCUGGAAAAAAAGAACAAUGAAAACAAAACAUGAAAAGUAACUGAGCACAGAUGGAUGGACAGCCACACUGUUAAAUUUUGUGUUAUGUUUUGGUUCUCCUCUGGUGUCCCUUCCCAUUAUCUAUUGCUAUUUUUGUGCCAUUUCCCUUCUAUUUUCUUCUUUCCCGUUUUGUAAAGCACCACCCCCUCCAUCCACUAAGAGUGGGGUGGAGUGGGCUGAGGUGGAUUGGCGUUGGUGGGGCCUUUGGUCUUUUUGUAUGGUUGGAUUUAUAAAGUGACUUGAAAAACCA